This is a messenger RNA of Gymnodraco acuticeps, 2635 nucleotides long. It is a transcript of the gene gdpd1, whose product is annotated as glycerophosphodiester phosphodiesterase domain containing 1. The coding region runs from base 210 to 1163 and encodes 317 amino acids. The transcript has 11 exons. NCBI's taxonomy places the organism in Eukaryota, Metazoa, Chordata, Actinopteri, Perciformes, Bathydraconidae. The record is from RefSeq and is a predicted model, not a curated record. Gene Ontology annotation, cellular component: endoplasmic reticulum membrane. Gene Ontology annotation, biological process: glycerophospholipid catabolic process; N-acylethanolamine metabolic process. Gene Ontology annotation, molecular function: phosphoric diester hydrolase activity; phosphatidylcholine lysophospholipase A1 activity.
CUGACGGUGGUCGGUGAGUUUUGUGUCAGCUGUGAGGUGUAGAUGAGUCAGUUUAUCUUCCUACUAAGUAGCUUGCUGCUCAUAUUCGUGGACAUCGAUUAGCUCGUACUGGGACUACAUAGGUUAGUCUAUAAGAAAAAAGAACGGACACCAAAACUAUUUGAUGAAAAAGGAUUGUGUUGUUUGUUUUUGCAGCGUGCUGACAGGAGAUGUGUGCUGCUGUGUAUGUCCUGUCGACGGUAACGGGCUAUGUGCUCACCUCUGCCCUGCUGAUGAAAUGCCCAAAUAUUUUGCACCGUAGGAAACGAGAGCCUUUUCUCAGCAAACACAUUUCCCAUCGAGGAGGCGCUGGUGAAAACCUGGAAAACACGAUGGCAGCUUUCAAGCACGCUGUAGAUCUUGGCACAGACAUGCUGGAGUUGGACUGCCACCUGACCAAAGAUGAACAGGUAGUGGUGUCACAUGACGCCAGCUUGCUGAGGGCCUCUGGCAUCAACGCCCACAUCUCAGACAUGACCUACGCUGAGCUCCCUCCGUACCUCUGCAAGCUUGGUGUGACUUUUCAGAGAGAGUGUUUCUGCGAGGGGGGAGAGGACAAACGCAUCCCUCUACUCAAGGACGUUUUUGAAGCAUUUCCCCAUACCCCUGUCAACAUAGACAUCAAGGUCAACGACGACAGGCUCAUCAAGAAGGUCUCUGAGAUGGUUGUUAACUACGACAGAGAGAAUCUGACGGUCUGGGGCAACGCUAGCAACAAGAUUGUAAAUAAAUGCUACACAGAGAACCCGCGUAUCCCAGUUUUGUUCAGCCUAUUCAGAGUAUUGCAGCUGUUAGGCCUCUUCUACACCGGCCUCCUGCCUUUUGUUCCCCUCAAGGAGCAGUUUCUGGAGAUCCCCAUGCCUUCUAUUAUUACCAAAAUAAAGGGUCCCGACAGAUUAACGAGGAGUCAGAGAUUAAUUGCCUGGCUUGCAGACACUUUGCUGAUGAGAAAGACUCUGUUUCAGCAUCUUACUGCCAGGGGAAUACAGGUGUACAUUUGGGUGCUCAAUGAUGAGGAGGACUUCCAGAGGGCAUUUGACUUGGGAGCCACAGGAGUUAUGACAGAUUUUCCCACCAGGCUUAAAGAAUUCCUGGACCUGAAUGGCAUUUCUAAGCCCCGGUGACCUGCCAACAUCUACCUUACCUCCCCCCCCCUCAUAUGUGAUUAACCUACAAUCUGAGUCCUUGCUAACCAGCCCCCUCCUCAGUGUUUCGCAGUCAGGCUCUGCAUACUGCACUGAUCUGAGGAACCAGCUGUUAUACUGGUGACACAAACAUUUAAUUUCAAACUUAUAAAACACUCUGCUUAAUAUUAUUAUCUACCUAGAGUUUGUUCUUUGCAUAUUUUGUGCAAUUUACAAACAACACAAUCUAAAGUUUAUUUUAAAUGGGACAAAAUGCACAUCAAACUUCAGUUUUUGCAAGUCUUAUCACCCUUGAAUUUCAACAAUUGUAUGCGUUACUAAUGUCAAGAUAUAAUUUCGCCUUUUUCCAGUCUUUCAAGUAAAUGACAGUUUGCAGUCAUAUUUAAUGUUAAUUUACCAGCAGCUUUAGAAUGUUUUUAGGUACAAUGUCUUUCUCCAUGUUCCUAUCAGACUGUUGAUUACAUGCAAUAUCCAAAUUGUAAGUAUUUGUUAGAUAAUCUUUAUAUGUGACCUGAUGCAAUAAAAAAUGUGCUACUAGUCAAAUAAAGAGUAUGACUAAUGAGUUGGGUCAUGCCGCUGACCCUUAUUUAAAAUUCAAAGGCACAAUCAUUUUAUCAGCGGACUGCUCUUUAAAUAAAACUUUAUAUGUUGUUUUUUGUAAUUGUGUUGUGUUUUAAGUGUAGUUUUUUAGUCUCCAGAUUUUUCUCUGAACCAUAUGAAUUGACUGAUUUUGCACAAAAACGAUUAUCUCGUUUUGUAACUUUAAUUAAUGAGGAUUGCCUUUUUCACCUGUGUUAUUAAGAUCGUAAACAGAAUUGAACUUAAUAUAUACAUUUUUUAUGUAUGGGCUUUAAAGCAUAUUGUAAAUAUGGUAGACGUGAUAAGUGUUGAUUGAUUUUUCUUUUUACACUUAAUAUUUUAAAUGUAUUUAAGACAGCAGCUAUUUACUGUGUGUCACAGUCAGAAAAUCAAAGAUGAUUUGGGAUUAUUAUAGCAUUUAAGAUUUCUAGUCCAAAUGUGUGACCUCAGAGAGUGACGAUCACUAAAGAAUGUGGUUUUGGUUGAAAGUACUGUAUAUUGUUCUGUAUUUAAAGUAAAAACAUUAUUGCUGCUUUAUUUUCUAUAUUGUUGGGUAUUUUAUCAGUGCUGUCUGAGUGGUGGAAGUGAAAUCUGCACAGUGGUUUGUCUGAUAGGGAAGAUGUGUGAUCUACCAAUCAACAGAUCUUACAUUAAUGAACAUUUUUGAUAUAUUUGUCCUGUGCUGUAGCCUACUGAGGGAAAAUUUGUUGUGCAAGCCUAAAUGAUUAUUUGUUAAUCUGCGUUGUGUUUGAUUGUGUUUGUGGGACCUGGCUGCGUAUCAAUAUGCCUUAUACGCCAUUUGAUUUAAAAAGUGAUUAUUGAACAUGUACAUUUCUACCAUGGUCAAUAAAAACAAAAAAUGAUGUCAUAAA